UUUAGAAGUGACGUGCGCUGUCCUGUCAGCCUGGUGAGACGUGACCAAUAGGAGAGCUCAGCGCGUACACUUCCGGUCUCUCGCUGACGGUGUCCAAUAAAAAUUUUGGAAGGGCGGGGCUUAUUGUGAAGAUUGACAGCUGCAAUAACCAAUCCGUGUUUAGCUCCACGUCGGCAAGACUGAUGAAGAUGGACGCGGUAGUGUUGGACCCAUCCCUUUACACAGUAAAAGCUGUGCUCAUAUUAGACAAUGAUGGAGAGCGGCUGUUUGCUAAGUACUAUGAUGAGACCUAUCCCUCGGUGAAGGAGCAGAAGGCUUUUGAAAAGAACAUCUUCAAUAAAACGCAUCGGACGGACAGUGAAAUUGCUCUCCUGGAGGGCCUGACUGUGGUGUAUAAGAGCAGCAUUGACUUGUACUUCUAUGUCAUUGGAAGCUCCCAUGAAAAUGAGCUCAUGCUGAUGGCUGUCCUAAACUGCCUCUUUGACGCAUUAAGUCAGAUGCUGAGGAAAAACGUUGAAAAGAGAACACUGCUUGAGAAUAUGGAAGGGUUGUUCCUGGCGGUUGAUGAGAUUAUAGAUGGCGGUGUCAUUUUGGAAAGUGACCCCCAGCAAGUGGUUCAUCGUGUUGCCUUGAGGGGUGACGAUGUGCCUCUCACGGAACAAACCGUCUCACAGGUGCUGCAGUCUGCAAAAGAGCAAAUAAAGUGGUCUCUGUUACGAUAGCUGUUCAUUCCAAACGAAGACCUGAUCAUUCCAUCUUGAUGGCAGGGCUUGCCCUAGUCCCACCUUCGCUCAAUUGUUUUGUUUUUAUACUAUAAAAAACUUACGUUUAGGGCAAUGGCACUGAUACACAUUCAUCAUCAUUUGCAUCAAAAAAGGGAUAAUAACUGGUGGCACUGCGCGUGUAUUUCUGGAAUGUUAUGCCUUCUUACUAGAAAAACCUUUCUUUCAAGUUCCUUGUCCUAGAAUCUUUUACAGGUUUAUCCUGUGUGUGUGAACAGUGUACCUCCUUCUUGCUGCCCUGCUAAGAAAACUAUUACACCAUAUUAUAGCUGUAUAAAUAUAAAUAGAAUAUUGAUUCUAAAUUAUGUUUUAUCUCCUGUAUUUGCAUAUUCUUUGUUCUACCCAUGCAGGGCCUAACUGUUUUACAUCAGCAGCUCACAGUCUGGGACUGGCAACAGAUUACUGUUUAGAAGUAAAUUUUUGCAAGGUGACCAAGGGGACCAAUAAAGGAAGGCACAGAUAUAAAGUCUAUGGACACUUAAGAUUGCAAUAUAAUUUUAUUAUUCGUUGUACUUAUUAUGGUGCAAAAACAUUUUCCCAUAUGUGUGUAUUCAAAUUUUUGCUCAGUUUCUCUUUUUGUUUUCACAUAUAGUACAGACUGCUUUAUCCCAUUCAAAGUGAAAUCUGUCAGAGGAGCUGCGUGAUGGCUUGGUCUCCUCCUCUUUUGGCUCCUAAACAUUUUUCUAAGCUAAUCUUUGACCAGAUGAAAGGUUAGCUUUGGUCAUAAAUAGGCUAAGUAGAUCAUUUUAGGAGAGGAGAGAAAGGAUCAGUAGUAAAACGGAGCACAUUUAUGUAUUCUGGUAUUAAAAAAAAAAAAAACUCCAGAAGUACAAUGCAAUAAUAAACUAAACUUGCAUUCAAAGGUGUCUGUAGCCUGAAGGGCAAUAUUGUUUCUGUUGCUUUAACAACUGGUGUUGUUCUGCCUUACACUUUGUAAUGUGCUGUACAAAUCAGACCUAUACAACAAUUAAUAAAUUACUGACAGAA
Messenger RNA from Hyla sarda, 1769 nucleotides. RefSeq names its product COPI coat complex subunit zeta 1 (gene COPZ1). Gene Ontology annotation, cellular component: COPI vesicle coat. The transcript has 9 exons. NCBI's taxonomy places the organism in Eukaryota, Metazoa, Chordata, Amphibia, Anura, Hylidae. Gene Ontology annotation, biological process: intracellular protein transport; retrograde vesicle-mediated transport, Golgi to endoplasmic reticulum; intra-Golgi vesicle-mediated transport. The record is from RefSeq and is a predicted model, not a curated record. The coding region runs from base 183 to 722 and encodes 179 amino acids.